UGCGUUCCUUAUGCUUGCGACCCGUGCUUCAAGUGCAUUUGUAUGCCUCCGAUGUGAGCUCAAGCUUGCGCGCCCUCGAACGUCUACGCCGCCUCGUCAACCCUCACAUGCCGGCUUUUCGUCCUCUGCACGUCGCCACGAUGCCGCAGAUGAUUCCCAGACGCUCGCACUGGGAGAGACGCCUGCCCAGGCGAAUGUUGCAGACAGACCUCUGCGCAUUUCGAAGGAGUACACUCGCAAGGGCAGAGUCGUCAGGCAAAGAAAGGCAAAACUGGGCAUGAAGCGCAUGGAUGAAGAGGCCGACAUCUUAGUCCUUAACGAAGCACCCACGCCCGAGGACCCCGACAAGAAGCUGCCAGAGCCUUUUGAGCCGAUUUCAGUCCCGGACAUUCUCUCUUCGCUCCAGCAGGACAGCGCACCAGCCACUCAGGAGGAUGUUGAGAAGCAGCUCCAAAGCUUGCGCCCUGCUCGCGGCCAUGCAGACGAGCCACACUACGUUACGACUGCCGAUUUCGUGAAGCUGGUCGCCGCCUUGGCCCGCGGAUUCACCACGGCACAGUUGUCACACUACUACUCGGCAGCGAAGAGCGUAAAACAGGAGACUCUGUUCAAGAUGGUAAAGGCUACUGUCAAAGCCACAAGACGGAGCGAGUGGCACCCAACCACGACAAAUAUCGAGAAACGUCUUCCAGGCGUUGAGACAGUCCUAAAUAAGAGGACCAGGGGCAUACGCAAGGCAACACUGGUGGACAAGAUCCUUCGAGACGUGUGGAAGCUCGAGCUUCUUGAAGAGCUCGAGGCACCCGGAGAGCUUGAACUCAAGCUGAGGCCAUGGGAGCUCAGGCUCCUGCAAAAUGGAGGCAACAACAGCAACCUCGCCCGCAUUGCGAAGAUCAGGAACGCCAAAGUUGAGAUACAUUGGCAGGCCAACGUUCUCCGUAUUACAGCCGACAAAACCACGGCGGAGUACGCUGCAAACGAUAUCUUAGAGGCCAUCAGCAAAGCGCACGCAACGUCGCUCGAUCUAAGACGUUGGGUUGGCCAGCUCAAUGAGGCCAGGUUAUCGUCCGGCACCAGUCUAGCCGCUUCCCUCCCGGCUGAUUAUGUGUCAUCUCUGACAGGCACAGACAUCUUUGCAGCCGACGAUUACACAUUGACAAUACAUGGAUUGGACGAGACUUCUGUCGCGGAGGCGAAAAGGACACUUGUUAGACUCUUGCCCUUCAAAGAGUCCGCAACGCGCACAAUCGACACUCAAAGAUUGGAUGCAGCGAAGCACGGAAGCUAUCUGUUGCCGACUUUUCACGAACCCAAGUCGCUCGACUACUCAUUUCGAGACCUCAGCCUGGGUCGCUGGGCGUUGCCAGUCGCCCGCUCAGCUGACGCAGUUGCAACUGAAGAGCAGGACAACUCCCAGGAUGGGGUUGAGCCAAAGCAGCGAUCCGAACAGAGUACGCACGGCAUUGUGAACCGGGUCGUGUCUUUUAUGGGGGCACCAGUUGAUGGAGCCUUCACCGGAUCAGAAUCGAAACCUCGAAACAGACAGACCGGAUACUGGGCUCUGGAGCCAGAGUACAAAGUCUCAGCCGAUUUUGGCCAAGCACUCUUUCCUUUGGAGUUGUCUGACCCAAACAAGGUAGUAGAGGCUGCCUCAGAUCCCUCACGGUCACCAUUUCAGCCUUCAAUCCCGGGUCUGGGAAGUCUGCUAGCUUCGUCAGAAUUUCAGAACCUUUCGCGGACAGAGACACCCGCCUUACUGUACGAUUUCAUUCCUUCACCAGAUCAGAAAGACCUCGAAGUCGGCCCAGCCUUUCCAAGGCUUCAUAUACAAGUCCGCACAGGCCGCGAUGGCAACAGACCCACUAUUCACAAGCUCAGUCUCGGCUUCCAAGAGCGUGUUCACGACGUUCUGCUCCCCGAUCAAGCAGCAGACAUCCGCUUCCACCGCUACGGACGCUUGAGAUUCAGCAGUAAGAGUCAUCACGACAAGAACGUCGAGGAAUGGUCAGAAGCAGUGCGCCAGAACAUAGAAAGCGGCAGACGUCUUUCCGCACCAUCACUCACCAUCGACAUCCCCAAAUGGACUAUCCCAGGCUUCCCAUCAGAUGCGACAGGCAUGUUACCUGUCAAGUAUGUCUUUUCCGGCAUUCAGUUCCGACAAAGCGUCACAGGUAGACUUCUGGACACACAGAUCUCCUAUAGCACCAUGCAGUCCGGCAAAUUGGGUGCAAAGGGUGGUGCGCUGAGUGCUUACUCCGAAAAACUCAAGGCAAAUGAGUAUGAGGCGCAAAUUCGUGAUUUCGCUACGAAGUGUGUGCAGAUGGUGGAUUACAUCACCCAGGCAGGCGCGCAGACACAGCCUCUAAGGCAGAUUGUGCUGCCAAGGAACGAUCAUAGUGCGAGGAAGCAGCGCCGAGCUGCACUGCGUGAAGGUCAAGAUCAAGUCUUGAGCCACGCAAUGGAUCAAGAUCCAGCGCUGGAUCAGCAAUCGGAGUCUGCUGAAAGCCUCGAAAACACCCAAGAUCAGGACGACGUUGAGGCCUACGACGAAACGCAAGCCUUCCUCGACGACCAAGACGCCGACGCCCGUCUCGCAUCCAGACUUGACGGCGAAGCACCAGCCGCCGAGGCCGAGACUGCUUUUGAUGAAGCACAAGCUGAAGCCGACGAAGACAGGAAAACAUCAAGAUCCAAGAUGCAGGAACAGGAGGCCGAUGCACUUCUCGAUGACUUGUUCGGUGACGAGCCAGCGGAAGAGCCGAUUGGAAAAGAGAAGAGCGAGAGUGACUCCGCUUUGAGGGAGAGCGAGAAGUCUUAGGUUUGGAUUGUUUAGACUUUUGGGUCAUGGCGGCAUUGCAGCAUUGUAUGGCGUUUGUAGCAUCUGUUGUACUUGUAUGUGAAAGCUCAAACUUGUGACCGUCCUCAUGAAUGUAAGCCGCUCAAGAGACAACAGCAGUCAGUUUGGCGUUGUGUUGUUCCUGCCUCUGGUGUUGCGCGCCACUUCCCUGGCCCCUCGACCCGGCCUCUUUCUCUAACACAGGACUCUUCCACCACACACACUUACUUGCCUAUCCACCUUUCUUCCUCUGCUCUCUUGUCAACAUCAUACAAUGGCGACACGAGCACCAGAUGAAACACCAUCUCCUACAAACAACCAGCGGUGCGGCCUCGCUGCAUCGUUAAGCGGCUGAAGAUUGGCUUCGUCAGAAAGCUGAUCAUACAGGCUGCAAGAACUUCAUCUCGAUGAUAG
Messenger RNA from Macroventuria anomochaeta, 3250 nucleotides. RefSeq lists its product as uncharacterized. Lineage: Eukaryota; Fungi; Ascomycota; Dothideomycetes; Pleosporales; Didymellaceae. The transcript is spliced from 3 exons. The coding region runs from base 11 to 2818 and encodes 935 amino acids. The record is from RefSeq and is a predicted model, not a curated record. Gene Ontology annotation, cellular component: mitochondrial inner membrane.